GCUUAGGGAAAAUUGAGAGACACCCAACACAUAAAAGCAAAUUAUGGUAAUAAAAUCUUCAUUUUCUGUCAUCCUUUGCUGCUCUCUCUUGGCUGCCGUCUUCUUCUUAUAUGAAACAGGCUCUCGUAAACUUAUGGUGGUUUCAGAUGGGAACGGACGGAGCAAAGCGGCUGUAAAAAGAAGCCACUCAAAACGAGCAUCAUCUUGGGCUGGCUACAAUGUACCUCCACACUCAACUCUCUCGGGAACUGGAAGUCACGCUGCCAAGUUACCAUGCUCAGGGUCUUAUAGUAAUUGUAUUCCUAAAGCUAGUAAAGCAAAACCAAAGGGCACGGGAACUUAUGUUAGGGGCCUUUAAUAUAAAAAUAAAAUCAUAAGAGGGACUCAAAUUAAAUUAUAAA
This is a messenger RNA of Gossypium arboreum, 401 nucleotides long. RefSeq lists its product as uncharacterized. NCBI's taxonomy places the organism in Eukaryota, Viridiplantae, Streptophyta, Magnoliopsida, Malvales, Malvaceae. The record is from RefSeq and is a predicted model, not a curated record. Bases 44 to 358 code for a protein of 104 amino acids. The transcript is spliced from 2 exons.